CGACAAGGGUUCCCAGGGACAUAGCGGAAACAAGCUGAAAAAGAGAAAUAAAAAAAAAAAAAAAGAAGAGAGUUCGAUAAGAAACGGUGUCGUUUAGUCGAGUGCACUUCUUCUCCGUCGCGGUUCAUUGUCAGCCGUUUGAUCUGAUAAAUUUCAAAUUUUGUUUUCAUUUUUUUUUCUUUUUGCGGUUUGAUGAUUGGAUUUUGUUGAGGGAGAUCGGAGAUGUUGUUGUUGCAAAACGGAGUGGGGAUCUCUAGGGCUUCUCCCUACGGCGGUGGAAUCGUCGAUCGAACUGAUGAUACCUACGACGCUGAGGCCGUGGCUGCCGGAAAAGCCGCUGUUUAUGCGGUGAAGCAGGAGCCGGCUUCUUCGCUUGAUAUUGUGCCUCGUAAAGGACAUGAUUCACAUGAAGUUGAUGAAGAUAUGCACUUGGCACUAGCUCAUCAAAUGUAUAAAUCUGGAAACUUCAAACAAGCACUGCAUUAUAGCAAUGCUAUUUAUGACCAGAACCCGCUUCGUACUGAUAAUCUGCUCCUUUUGGGUGCUAUUUAUUAUCAGUUGCAUGAUUAUGAUAUGUGCAUUACCAAAAAUCAAGAAGCCCUUGGAAUUGAUCCUCGUUUUGCCGAGUGUUAUGGAAACAUGGCAAAUGCUUGGAAGGAAAAAGGCGAUAUUGAUGCUGCCAUUCGGUACUAUAUGAUUGCAAUUGAGCUUCGACCUAACUUUGCUGAUGCAUGGUCAAAUUUAGCUAGUGCUUACAUGCGAAAAGGGAGAUUUAAUGAGGCUGCACAGUGUUGCCGUCAGGCGCUGCAAUUAAAUCCUCUUUUGGUUGAUGCUCAUAGUAACCUUGGAAAUCUGAUGAAGGCGCAAGGGCUGGUGCAACAAGCAUACAGUUGCUACCUCGAGGCUCUACGGAUACAGCCAACUUUUGCCAUUGCAUGGUCAAAUCUUGCGGGUCUUUUCAUGGAUUCAGGUGACUUAAAUCGAGCACUUCAGUAUUACAAGGAAGCUGUUAAACUCAAACCCACAUUUCCUGAUGCCUAUUUAAAUCUUGGGAAUAUUUAUAAGGCUUUGGGAAUGCCUCAAGAGGCUAUUGUUUGUUAUCAGCGUGCUGUUCAGACUCGGCCAAACAAUCCAAUAGCUUUGGGUAAUCUGGCUAGUACGUACUAUGAGCGAGGUCAAUUAGAUCUCGCUAUUCUCCACUAUAAGCAAGCUAUUGCCAGUGAUCAAAGAUUUUUGGAGGCUUACAAUAAUUUGGGAAAUGCAUUGAAAGAUGUGGGUUGUGUUGAUGAGGCAAUUCAAUGCUAUAAUGGAAAUUACGUGGAAGCUAUAUCUUGUUACAAUGAGGUUUUACGGAUUGAUCCCUUGGCAGCUGAUGGGCUUGUAAAUAGGGGUAACACUUACAAGGAGAUUGGUAGAGUGAGUGAAGCAAUUCAAGAUUAUAUUCAUGCUAUUAAUAUCCGGCCAAAUAUGGCUGAAGCCCAUGCAAAUCUGGCUUCUGCCUAUAAAGAUAGUGGACAUGUAGAGGCCGCUGUCAAAAGCUAUAGGCAGGCAUUGCUUCUACGACCAGAUUUUCCUGAAGCUACCUGUAACCUCCUCCAUACGUUACAGUGUGUGUGCAGCUGGGAGGACCGAGAUAACAUGUUUACUGACGUUGAAGACAUUAUUCGAAGGCAGAUUAAUAUGUCAGUUCUUCCUAGUGUGCAACCUUUCCAUGCCAUAGCAUAUCCCAUUGAUCCAAUGCUUGCACUCGAUAUAAGCCGUAAAUAUGCUGCUCAUUGCUCCUUGAUUGCAUCUCGUUUUGCUCUUCCUCCUUUCAACCAUCCCGCUAAAAUUCCUAUUAUAUGCAAUGGGGGAAAUGAGAGGCUAAAGGUUGGCUAUGUAAGCAGUGACUUUGGCAAUCACCCCUUGUCACAUCUAAUGGGAUCGGUAUUUGGCAUGCACAGCAAGGAGAAUGUUGAGGUAUUUUGCUAUGCAUUGAGUCAAAAUGAUGGUACUGAGUGGAGACUGCGUAUCCAGUCUGAAGCUGAGCAUUUUAUAGAUGUGUCUGCCUUGUCAUCAGAUGUGAUUGCCAAAAUGAUUAAUGAGGAUGGAAUACAGAUCCUUAUCAACCUGAAUGGUUAUACCAAGGGGGCAAGGAAUGAAAUAUUUGCCAUGCAGCCUGCACCUAUACAGGUUUCAUAUAUGGGAUUUCCUGGGACUACUGGGGCAAAUUACAUUGAUUACUUGGUCACUGAUGAGUUUGUUUCACCUUUGUGUUAUUCGCAUAUUUAUUCUGAGAAGCUUGUCCAUCUCCCUCAUUGCUACUUUGUGAAUGAUUAUAAGCAGAAAAAUCGGGAUGUGUUGGAUCCAACUUGUCAGUACAAGCGAUCUGAUUAUGGUCUUCCAGAAGAUAAAUUUAUUUUUGCAUGCUUCAACCAAUUGUAUAAAAUGGAUCCUGAAAUCUUUAAUACAUGGUGUAAUAUUCUUAAGCGUGUACCAAAUAGCGCACUUUGGCUUCUCAGAUUCCCAGCUGCUGGAGAAAUGAGACUGCGAGCAUAUGCUGUUGCACAAGGAGUACAGCCAGAGCAAAUUAUUUUCACAGAUGUUGCAAUGAAACAUGAGCAUAUCAGGCGUAGUGCUUUAGCUGAUCUAUUUCUUGACACACCUUUAUGCAAUGCACAUACUACUGGCACGGAUAUAUUAUGGGCUGGUUUACCUAUGGUGACUCUGCCCCUUGAGAAAAUGGCUACAAGGGUUGCUGGAUCACUUUGUCUAGCUACUGGUUUGGGGGAGGAGAUGAUUGUGAAAAGUAUGAAGGAAUAUGAAGAAAGGGCCGUCUCUUUGGCAUUAAAUAGGCCGAAGCUCCAGGCUCUUACCAAUAAACUCAAGGCGGCUCGUUUAACUUGCCCUCUUUUUGACACAGCACGCUGGGUGCGGAAUCUGGAGAGGUCAUACUUCAAAAUGUGGAAUCUUUAUUGCUCAGGGCAGCAGCCCCAGCAUUUCAAAGUCGCUGAGAAUGACUUAGAGUUCCCGUAUGAUAGAUAGGGACAAACGGGGAUUGUAGAUAAAGAAGCAAAGAGGAUAUAGAAGAAAAAUUUUCCUACUUCGGAAAAUGAUCGUUUAGAAUUUAUUAUUUAAAAUGCAGUUGAGAUGUGUUUCUGAUAUUUUUAUGCAGAUGCAUCAAAAUCUCUGUAUUGCCCUAAAUAUAAACGUGGCAAUGACUCGAAUUGCGGAAGAAGAAAUGAAAUUACUAGUACGAGUGUUAU
Messenger RNA from Durio zibethinus, 3245 nucleotides. The record is from RefSeq and is a predicted model, not a curated record. NCBI's taxonomy places the organism in Eukaryota, Viridiplantae, Streptophyta, Magnoliopsida, Malvales, Malvaceae.